GAAGUUUAUAUUCUGCGGCUGGGUCGACGCGUACUGGCAUACGUAUUCCGUCGCUCGCACUGUUCAUACGCGAUUAACCAAAGCGGUGUGGUUCUCCAGUAUCAAUAUUGAAAGUAUUUUUUUUAUCUCUGCUGGAAGCAUUUGCUACUAAACAAAUCCCAUCAAAAUGUCUGUGAAAACUAAGCUGAUGAAGGAAAUCGCCGAACCGAUGGCCACAUCAGGCAACAAGGUCACCAUCGUCGGUAUCGGCCAAGUCGGUAUGGCAUGUGCCUUCAGUAUUCUGACCCAGAGUGUGUCUAGCGAGGUGGCCCUCAUCGAUGUCAACGCAGAUAAACUGCAGGGAGAGAUGUUGGAUUUGCAACACGGUUCAGCUUUCAUGAAGAACGCCCAGAUCAAUGCCAGUACAGAUUUUGCUGUCUCAGCGGGCUCCCGUUUGAUCGUGAUCACGGCCGGUGUCCGCCAGAAGGAAGGCGAGAGCCGAUUGAACCUGGUUCAACGCAACUGUGACAUUCUUAAGGGAAUCAUUCCCAAACUAGUCGAAGUUAGCCCCGACUGUAUCCUGCUGGUCGUUUCGAACCCGGUCGACAUCCUCACGUACGUAGCCUGGAAAUUGUCCGGUCUUCCGAAGAACCGGGUUAUCGGCUCCGGAACCAACCUCGAUUCGUCACGUUUCCGUUUUCUGAUGUCGCAACGGUUGGGUGUUGCGCCGACUUCAUGCCACGGCUGGAUUAUCGGUGAGCACGGUGACAGUUCCGUCCCGGUUUGGUCCGGCGUCAAUAUUGCCGGAGUACGUUUGGCCGAAAUCGAUCCUGCCAUCGGAACGGCGGAUGAUCAAGAAAAGUGGGGUGAUCUGCAUCACGAAGUCGUCAACAGCGCCUACGAAGUUAUCAAACUGAAGGGAUACACUUCAUGGGCUAUUGGUCUCAGCGUGGCUUCACUAGCAUCGGCUAUACUGAGAAAUACUUACAACGUACAUGCCGUUUCUACUCUAGUUACUGGAGAGCAUGGAAUCAACGAGGAAGUCUACCUAUCUCUACCAUGCGUCCUAGGCAGAAACGGCGUAUCACACGUGGUGAAACAAAUUCUAACAGAAGAAGAAACUAAGAAACUGCAGAACUCUGCUAAAAUUAUGGGAGAAGUCCAAGCUGGAAUCCAGUUUUAGACAGUUAUAGCUUUUAGGAUAUUAUUAAAUUAUUAUAUUUAUCGGUUAGCGAGCACUGUACUAAUCUGCCACUGCAAAAAAAAUAUCAGAACUAAAUUUCUGAACAUGCACACCAAAUCUUUCAACUCUUUCACUCCUCAAAAAUUUCUUAUGUAGUCUAUGAUAGAAGUUAUUAAACUAAGAGAGAAUGCAUUAAUCAAAAAGGAAGCAUUUGUUUUGAGUAAAACUUUAAAUCUCUGUUGACAAAGGAAGCAAUGAAAAUUUAUCAGAGCAAAACACAGCCUACCUCGAAUAGCAUUUAUAAACAAUUCGGAAUCAAAGGAUUGGACAAAAUGUAAAUUAUUCAGAACCAUUAAAUUGAAUUAGUAUAAAGUAUUAUUUCUCAUGACAAGGUCAGUAACAGCCAGUGACUAAGUAAGCGUACAAUGAGAGGAUUAGUAAACUUUUAACCCAGAACAUGCAACUUGCUUGAUAUAUUCGAUGGUCUUUCCGAUCACGGCAUUUCGAGUACCUAUGGAAACACUCAACUAAAUGUGCGCAUGUAAUAAAAAAAAUAAAAUAAAUGACUAAUAGAGCAA
Messenger RNA from Topomyia yanbarensis, 1740 nucleotides. Its product is annotated as L-lactate dehydrogenase. The coding region runs from base 167 to 1162 and encodes 331 amino acids. Gene Ontology annotation, cellular component: cytoplasm. The record is from RefSeq and is a predicted model, not a curated record. The transcript has 5 exons. Gene Ontology annotation, biological process: carboxylic acid metabolic process. Gene Ontology annotation, molecular function: L-lactate dehydrogenase (NAD+) activity. Lineage: Eukaryota; Metazoa; Arthropoda; Insecta; Diptera; Culicidae.